Molecule: messenger RNA, 1591 nt
Organism: Scheffersomyces coipomensis
Lineage: Eukaryota; Fungi; Ascomycota; Pichiomycetes; Serinales; Debaryomycetaceae
Product: mRNA splicing protein
Exons: 1
Coding region: 109-1287 (392 amino acids)
Biological process (GO): regulation of mRNA splicing, via spliceosome
Cellular component (GO): nucleus
Molecular function (GO): mRNA binding; zinc ion binding
Source: RefSeq, a predicted model, not a curated record
CCAAAAGAUAACUUUGAAACAAAAGGGAUUUUUACCACAUUUUGAUAAUUCAUAUCUAUCACUUUUCAUCAUUGAAACCUAACCAGAUAAUUCAAUCAAUCAGUAACGAUGGUAGAAGGUAUCCCUAAAGGUAGAAAAGCACUUGCCAAAAGUAUCUCGAGUCAGAAAUUGACUACAACGAAAUGGGCGGAUGCUCCUGAUAAAACCAAGACUCUUGGUAACAAUACUUUAAGUACCAUUAUUUCUGGUCAUUUAACACCAGAACAGAUUGAUGCUUAUCAAGAAUAUUUCAGAAUUGAAGAGAUUUCAGAUAUACUUAGAAAGGCACAUGAAUCUCAUGAACCAAUUCUUAGUUUCUUAAGUUCUAAUGAUGAAACUAAAAAUCCAACUUAUGAAAGAGAGCCAUCACCACCACCAAAGUUUGAUAAAGAAGGUAAAAGAAUAAAUACAAGAGAACAAAGAACAAAACUUCAACUUGAGAAGGAAAGACAUUUCUUAGUAGAAGUUGCUGCUGGUAGUAUUAAGAAUUAUGUUGCUCCUCCAGGUUAUGUCAAACCAGUUAAAACCUUUGAAAAAUUAUAUAUUCCAGUUAAAGAUUAUCCCGAAAUUAAUUUCGUUGGUCUUUUAUUAGGUCCAAGAGGUAAAACCUUAAAAACAUUACAAGAAGAUAGUGGUGCUAGAUUACAAAUUAGAGGUAAAGGAUCUGUGAAAUCAGGUAGAUCAGCUAAUCCUGGUGAAGAUGAUGAUCAAGCAGAUGAUGACUUACAUGUUCUUAUAACUUCUGAUACUCAACUGAAAAUUGCCAAGGCUAUUAAAUUAACUAAUGAAGUUCUUGAUAAAGCUAUUUCAUCUCCAAUUGGUCAAAAUGAUUUAAAGAGAGAUCAAUUAAGAGAAUUGGCUGUUUUAAAUGGUACAUUAAGAGAAACAAAGCCAUUCAAUCCUGAUAACAACAGUCAAGGAAGACCAAGAAGAAAUGAUAGUCAACAAAUUGUUUGUAAGAUUUGUCAAAGACCAGGUCAUCUUUCUAAGGAUUGCAAACAAGGUCAAGGUCAAAGUCAAACCAGAGAACCAAUUCAACGUAAACGUCCAACUGAAUCUCGUGCUCAUCAAGAAGUCAUUCCUCCUUUCAAAAGAGGUAGAGCACCUACUAAAGGACCAGCUCCAAUGGCUCCACCACCACCUCCUCCUGCUGCUCAAGCUCUGGCUCCUCCUCCACCACCACCACCAAUUUCCACAAGGCCAUCUUAUGCUCGUGGUCCACCACCACCUCCUCCUCCUCCAAUUUGAGUUUGAGUUUGAGUGGAGUGUAUUAUCUAUAGGUUAUGAUAAAUAUGUAGCUUAGUUCUUAUCUUAUGUGUAUAUUUAGAGCAAAUAAAAUGCAAUUAUAAUGUCAAUUCUUGUUAAAUCUUGAAAUAAGUUGCGAAUUUGUAUCGAAUUUUUGCCAAUUUUAAUUCUUCAAAAUGAUACCACAAUUUUAACGAAAAUGAAAUAACUUCUUCAUAAAAUCAAGAAUUAAUCAUUAGACAAUGCUGUAACAAAGUUUGAAAGGUUUUGAUAAACAAUAAAGGGUGUUUUGAUCAAUUUGAAAAAU